GGCCGGAAGUGGGCCGGGAAUCGUGUAGCGCCGCGGGGUAGGAGAUGAAGCCGGCGGUGGAUGAGAUGUUUCCCGAGGGCGCCGGGCCCUACGUGGACCUGGACGAGGCGGGAGGCAGCACCGGGCUCCUGAUGGACUUGGCAGCCAAUGAAAAGGCAGUUCAUGCAGACUUUUUUAAUGAUUUUGAAGAUCUCUUUGACGAUGACGACAUCCAGUGAGAUCCUGCCCCCACCGUGCGUGUGGUCCAGCCUUUGUUACGUGAUGGUGUGGUGGAUCUCCUCAAAGGACGAUUUCAGAUGGUUCUCAAGAACUUGUGGAAGUCACUUGAAAUUAGGAGAUGGUUAACCGAGAAAGAGAAGGAUGGUUUAGCCAUCUGGACAAGGCCUGUUAAUCUCUGAAUGUGACCAGCUUUUGUCCUAACUUCAAUUAAAAAAGGCGAUGUUGUCACUUGCA
Diceros bicornis minor is the source of this 453-nucleotide messenger RNA. RefSeq names its product COP9 signalosome subunit 9 (gene COPS9). The transcript has 3 exons. NCBI's taxonomy places the organism in Eukaryota, Metazoa, Chordata, Mammalia, Perissodactyla, Rhinocerotidae. Gene Ontology annotation, biological process: negative regulation of protein neddylation. The coding region runs from base 45 to 218 and encodes 57 amino acids. The record is from RefSeq and is a predicted model, not a curated record.